AUGCAACGGAAUAUUUGGCAAAAUCUGUCAGUCAAGCAAGCAAGCGGUGAAAAAGGCGGACUCACCUCACAUAGCAUCGCAUCUGAAGUCUAUAUUCAAAAGCUUAUGCUCAACGAAGGCCAGAAAAAAGCAAUCGUGGACCUAUAUGCUGGAGGACAACCACCAUUGUCCAGAGAGUUCCAUGCAGACAAUCAAAGCGAGCAGCGGGAUGCUGCAGCACUAUUGGCCAUGCAUGAUCUGGAUUGGGAGUCUCAGAAGACGUUGGCAAACCGAUGGAGUGUGAGGUGGACCAGAGUGAGUGGAGAAAAAAAGAAGGCCACACAGAUGAGACGAGUUCUUCUUCAGUGUGACUGCGGUUAUGAUCAUACCAUUCAUGGCUCCAAGAAGCGACAUACCGCAUUUGACUUCACUGGUUGUCUGGCACAUGCCGAGAUCACCUUGAUUGUUGCAUCACGUGCCAUUCUACAUGUUCGCGGGUUCCUAGAUCAUAAUCUGGCAUGUCAGGAAGCAUUAAUCGCACGGAUACCAAAAGUCCCCCUUCAUCCAUCAGUAUACCAUAUCACUCUAGAGCAACUAGAAGCAGGAGCCACUCUGUCUGACAUUCAGGACAGAAACAGAAGUCUUGUCAGCUGCAGAUCCUAUCCAGAGAUGAGUUCGAGCGCUCACUAUGAUGUCAAAGCUCCAUUUCGAUGGUUCUUGGAGGCCAGCGACACACGAUCACUGUACCGCCAACACAAUCGCAUGCAUGGUGUUGAUACCACAGUACCGGCACACAUCAAUAUUGAUGAGUGGCUCGAUCUGAUGUCGCCCCGCUACAACUCUGUACUUGCCGACGCUGUCUUUCAUUACUCACCAAGGGCCAGUCGGGGUGAACACUUCGAAGUGUGCAUCGCUACCCUGAAGAUGCGCGAAGCAGCUUGGCAAUAUGCCAAUAAAUCGCAGAUCAUCCUUGAUGGGACGUUCGGCAUAUGCGAUAAAAAGAUUCUGCUAUUCAUCAUCAUGGCAAUUGAUGAGGAGCGGAAGGGCAUACCACUUGCCUUUCUCCAGUUCUCUGCACCCUCCGGAAAUCACCAUACAGCUGCUGGCUAUAACACGGAAGUCCUCGAGAGACUACUGAAAAAGUGGAAAAACUCACUGGAGAAGAGCCGCAGUGGGCCCUUCAUGGUAUAUGUUGCCAUCACAGAUACUGAUCUGAUGGAACGAGGUGCUCUCGUGUCAGUAUUCUCAGGAAUCUGGCUGCUGAUCUGCAAGUUUCAUUUGUGUCAGUCCUGGUGGAACCAUCGGAACAAGGCUGUCAAGGGGAAUUCACCGGCACACCUAGACAUCAAGAACCAGCUACGCAGAGUGGAAGUGUCUCUCAUAGAGACAAUGACUCUAGAUGAUGCACAUACCAUUAUUCAGCAGGAGAUCAAUGUCCUGGAGACAAUGCGCGAUGCCGAUGAACAUUCAAGCAUUGCCGAAAAGGGGAUCACCCAUCUUCGUGACUACCUAUUAAAUUACUGGACGACCGAUGCACUGUGGCAAAGCUGGUCCAAUUUCGGUCGACAAAAGGCUGCUACCAUCCUCGACUGCGAUCUCAAAGGUGUCCUGCUGACAACGAAUCACCUCGAAUCAUUUAAUGGAGUAUUAAAACGAAAACACUCACGGCGUUGGCAGCGUGGGGGGCGUCGUCUUUGUGUCGAUGUGCUUCUGUCGAUGCUUGUCAGCCAGAUCUUGCCAUCAGUUAUCUCUCAACGUGAGAUGGAAGCAGAGGCAGCUCACUUAUGUGCAGAGCAGAUUUAUUUGAUUCCUGGAGGGCAUGCUCUUCUCAAGAAGAACAAUGGAUCACAACAUACAGAUGAACAUGCAGCAUACCUGGAACCAGAUUGCACCCGUGAUGAAGCAGCUACAGCUCUGUUUGCUCACAGGCAGAUAGGCUCACCCACUGUGGAUGCAACGGGGUCCAUAUUAACCUUCUCAUGCUAUUCCUCACUUGCGUUGGCCUCCGAGGAUUCUUCUGUGAUGUAUACUGUCACUUUGCACAUGAAUGGCACUGGUCAGUGCAGCUGUAGAGACUUCGCAUCAUGCGGUGGAGCCUGCAAGCAUAUGCGAGCAGCACUCCUCAAAUUGGAAGACAUCCAACAGCAGGGCACAGCAGUGCCCAAGGUCUGGCUACCCGAGUCUGCUGAUCAUGCCCAACUGCUCCUCCGUGCACAACAAACAGCAAUGUCAGUAGCAGAGAUCAUGCCAAAACAAAGUUUAUCGAUCAUUGAUCAUGCUGCGGCAGCCGUCGAGGAUACAAUCCACCUGUACCUGGCAGGGUGA
Laetiporus sulphureus 93-53 is the source of this 2304-nucleotide messenger RNA. RefSeq lists its product as uncharacterized. The transcript is spliced from 2 exons. Bases 1 to 2304 code for a protein of 767 amino acids. Lineage: Eukaryota; Fungi; Basidiomycota; Agaricomycetes; Polyporales; Laetiporaceae. The record is from RefSeq and is a predicted model, not a curated record. Gene Ontology annotation, molecular function: zinc ion binding.